GCCGCCAUGGCCCUGGACGGCAGCGGCGGCGGUGGCGGCACGUGCGUGGCGGAAUUGGAGGCCCUGCUGGGGGCUGGGGGGCUGCAGCUGCUGGAGCAGCAGAUCGUCAUCAUCUCCACCCAGGACGAAGGCCCGCUCAGCGCCGCCGCCGUCCCCGUCACCGCUGAGGGGCCCCGAGAGGCCGAGUUGCUGCUGUUCGCUACGCCCCAGGCGCCCCGGCCGGGAGCCAGCGGACCCAGGCCUGCCCUGGGCCGGCCUCCGGUGAAAAGGAAACUGGACUUGGAAACAGACCAUCAGUACAUAGCUGAAGGCAGCCAGCCAGCCCGGGCCAGGCCCAGACCCCCUGGCAAAGGUGUGAAGUCCCCAGGGGAGAAGUCUCGCUAUGAGACCUCACUGAACUUGACCACCAAACGCUUCCUGGAGUUGCUGAACCAGUCUACAGAUGGCGUGGUGGACCUGAACUGGGCAGCGGAGGUGCUGAAGGUGCAGAAACGGCGCAUCUAUGACAUCACCAACGUGCUUGAGGGCAUCCAGCUCAUCACCAAGAAGUCUAAGAACCACAUCCAGUGGCUGGGGAACCAUUCUGUAGCCGUCAACACCAGCAAGCACCAGAUGCUAGCCAAGGACUUGCAUCAUCUCCAGGAGGCUGAGAGGCAGCUGGACGACUUGAUCCAGAUGUGCACUGUUCAGCUCAAACUGCUCACCGAAGACGCCGACAAUCAGCACUUAGCUUAUGUGACCUGCCAAGACCUACGCAGUAUAGCGGACCCUGCAGAGCAGAUGGUGAUGGUGAUAAAGGCCCCACCUGAGACACAGCUGCAGGCGGCAGACCCGGCAGAGGCCUUCCAGAUUUCUCUGAAAAGUAGCCGAGGGCCCAUUGAUGUGUUCCUGUGCCCCGAGGAGAGCGCUGAUGCAUGCAGUCCGGUGAAGAGUCCCUUUAAGGCAGCUCCUGAAGAGACUGGCCUCAGUCUGGAGCCCACACCUCCGCCCCAGCCGCCACCACCACCCCCCAGCCCCCUCACAACCUCCACGCAGGAAGGCAGUUUGCCCCUGCUCACCAGUGAACAAGAACACCUCCUGUCCCGGACAAGCCCAGCAUCCCUCAGAGCUUCAGCAGAAGAUGGACGCCUGUCUCCGCUAGUGUCUGUAGACAGCCUCCUGGAGCAGGUGAAGGAGGAUUUCUCCAGUCUCCUGCCAGAUGAGUUCAUCAGCCUCUCCCCUCCUCAGGGCCAGGACUAUCACUUUGGCCUGGAGGAAGGAGAGGGCAUCAGGGAACUCUUUGAUUGUGACUUUGGGGACUUCACCCCCUUGGAUUUCUGACACAAAGCAACAGGAAGCUCCCCAGGCCCAAGGAUAGGUCAAGGGGCUCAGGGAGUAGAGGGGGACAUCACAGUGACAGGGAGGAUGACUGGAGUCAUUGGAAAAGGGUCAGAAUCCUGGUGAAGCUUGGCUGCUGGGUGGGUGUCCUUGUAUGUGGAGGGAAGCGUUCGGGCAGCCAGCCUGGGAUCCCUUAACUAGGCCUCCUGAGGCCAUUACCAGCUUUCCCUUCCUACAUGCUUGGAGAUCCUCAAAGCUGCUGUAGCCCCAGGCCCAUCUCCCUCUCCCCCACCUCAUCCUUUCUAAGACUUCCCAGGAGGGGAUCUCUGCCCUGCCAGGGAGUCUGCCCCAAUGAUCUGAUUUUGUCACAAAAGCCACCUAAUUUAUUUCCCCUUUCUCUGGUCCCCUCUCCCCCACACCCUUCAUGUCUGUUCUCUUCCAUGAGCUGGAGUUCUCUUACCCUCUAGGGCAUCGGAGGACCCAGUGAGGGCCCUUGGAGGGAAGGAGCUAGCAGCGGAUGUGGGGGCUUGUGUGUGAUGGGGGUGUUAAGUGCACUUUUGCUCAUUUUCUCUAUAUGUAGGUCUCGGAGACCCCUGGUCCUUCCUAGGACCGGAGUCCUGGACCCAUCCUCAGAGCCUUGCCCGUGCUGGGAGGCCAGGGGGUCAGGGCUUGAGUAGCCAGAGUCCUUCCCCCAGCCAUCCAACCAGCUAGCUAGUGCUGGAUGAAAGGCUGCAGCCUCUCUGGGGGCCCAGGCUGCGUGAAGAGAGCACUUUUGUCGUCUUAAAAGGUUAUUUGUUGCAAAGCUUUACUAAACUGCAUUGUGUGCAAACUUAUUUAUUUAUUGAAGUUGGCCAUGGCCGGCCCCCACUUCCCAGGUGGAAUGGGAGCUGGGGAACCAGCAUCCCUGGGGGGAGGGAGGGGCAGAGGCCCACAUGGCCCAUGUGUGUCCUUUUGGGCCCAGAGGAAGAGGUAGAGGGACAGGAGCUCCUGAGCCUCUGGGGCCUGGGGCAGAAGGCCAGUCAGGAAGGAAGAGGGGCCAGGCUGGAUCCAAAGGGGGUUUGUCCCUUUACCCUUGUUCCCCAGGAUAGAAGCAUUUUGAGGUCUGAUUUUAUUUAUUUAUUGGAAAUGGCAAGAGGGAGAAAGUUAUAGGCCAGGAGCAAAGAGAGACUAUAGGAGAAGUAGUAUAGGUUAGUGAAAGGAGUUGGAAGGAGGGAAUGGGCUGCACCAAGGGAUUGGUCAGCUUUCUAAGGCUGGAGCCGGAGCUGCAGCAGGAGCCUGGGCUUUUGGGGCUGGGCAUGAUGGGAAGGUCAGCUUGGGCACCAGGAUUAGGGGCAGAGGUUGUCAAAGUUAGGUGGAGGAAGCAGUGACACAGUAUGAGAGGCGUGUGUUUGUAGACAAGAGAGUCAGAGAAGGGAUUCUUCUGGGGUGGGAUGGAGGGAUUGUGCCCUCCUUGCCCCACCCCUACCAGGUGAGGAUGAGAGUAAAGUUAGCACAGGCCUAAAGCAGCCUUGGGUCCAUACUUUGCUUCUGGCCUGAAGCCUGACUUGGGCAUUUUUUUUUGAGGGAGGGCUAGAGAGAGGGAAGGAGGUAUAGUCUCUGUCCCCAAGUUCUUUGCUGCCCCUGCCCUGGACUGGUGUGUACCAGCCUCUGAGGAUGCAACCCCCAUCACUGAAGUGUAACCAAACUCCCCUACCGGGUUCAGGGUGCAGUUUUCCCUCUCCUCCUCCCCUUACUCAUCCCAUUUGGAUGGUGGGAGGGGGAAGGGCCCCGCCUGUGUUGCCAGGGCCUCCCAGGGGUCUCCCAGGCAGGGCAAGAAAGAGGAGGUCACGGAGAGGGAGGGGUCAGGCCUAUGUAAAAGAAAAAGAGGAAGCAAAUCCUUAAUUCCCUACCUCUCCCCAGUCCUCCAAAUUCCAAUGUCCUCUCAGCUCUCUAUUCAACUGGAGGAGGCUUAGGUUUAGGGUCUGUGGGGACAGGGGCAGCACAUCUCGUGCCAGCUUUUUGUCUUUGGGGGGGUGGGCCAGCUGCUUAUAGGACUUAGUCCUCUCCCCGGCCACAGAUUUGCCUUUCAGACUCAGUAUCUUAUUGUGCUUUGGUUUCAAUAAAUAUUUUGAUGACGUU
Trichosurus vulpecula (common brushtail) is the source of this 3435-nucleotide messenger RNA. It is a transcript of the gene E2F1, whose product is annotated as E2F transcription factor 1. Gene Ontology annotation, cellular component: Rb-E2F complex. The transcript has 7 exons. Gene Ontology annotation, biological process: regulation of transcription by RNA polymerase II; G1/S transition of mitotic cell cycle. The coding region runs from base 7 to 1320 and encodes 437 amino acids. NCBI's taxonomy places the organism in Eukaryota, Metazoa, Chordata, Mammalia, Diprotodontia, Phalangeridae. The record is from RefSeq and is a predicted model, not a curated record. Gene Ontology annotation, molecular function: protein dimerization activity; DNA-binding transcription factor activity, RNA polymerase II-specific; RNA polymerase II cis-regulatory region sequence-specific DNA binding.